GUAUUGACCAGGAAGCACCGAAGAAGGAUCGACUCAAAGUCGGAAGUAUCUGAUAAACAACCGUUGUAAGUAGCAGACAUUGCUGUGUUAACAUUAUCAGGUGACUGAAGUUUUUAAUCAGUGAGGUUCCCGUGUUAGAACAGCAUCAAAUGAAGGACACACUGGAGCUGGGGCACAGACUGAGCGCUCACCCGGACUCACGGUGCUGGUAUGUGGCGUGGAGCCCGACAGGCGCGCUGCUGGCUUCCUGUGGAGGAGACCGAGCUAUACGGAUAUGGGGCAGAGAAGGAGAUAGUUGGCAGUGUAAGUGUGUGCUGUCAGAUGGACACCAGCGAACUGUCAGGAAGAUCUCCUGGUCCCCCUGUGGGAAUUAUCUUGCAUCCGCCAGCUUUGAUGCCACCACGUGUAUCUGGAAAAAAAAGGAUGACGAUUUUCAGUGCCUUACAGUGCUGGAGGGACACGAAAAUGAGGUGAAGUGUGUUGCAUGGGCCCCAUCUGGUAACUUAUUAGCCACCUGCAGCAGAGACAAGAGUGUUUGGAUAUGGGAAGUGGAUGAAGAGGAUGAGUAUGAGUGUGUGAGCGUCGUAAAUUCUCACACGCAGGAUGUGAAACAUGUCGUUUGGCACCCCACACAAGAGCUUCUAGCUUCAGCCAGUUAUGACAACAAAGUAUGUAUUUAUAAAGAAGAGGAUGAUGACUGGGAAUGCCGGGCAACCUUAGAGGGACAUACAUCAACAGUGUGGAGUCUCUCCUUUGACCCUGAGGGCCAGCGACUGGCCUCUUGUGGUGAUGACCGCACUGUGAAAAUAUGGAAGGAGUGUUUAGCAGGUGAUGAAUCUGUCGAUGGUUCAUGGAAGUGUGUUUGCACCUUGUCUGGCUUUCACAGCCGCACAGUAUAUGAUGUUGCAUGGUGUCAUCUAACUGGUGCACUGGCUACUGCUUGUGGAGAUGAUGGAGUUCGUGUUUUUAAAGAGGAUGCAGCCUCUGAUCCUGAGCAACCUGUGUUUUGUUUAUCUGCUCAUGUGCCCAAAGCCCAUAGCCAAGAUGUUAACUGUGUGGCCUGGAAUCCCAAAGAAGCAGGUUUGCUGGCCACAUGCAGUGACAAUGGAGAAAUUGCUAUCUGGAACUACCAAUCAGAUGCUUAAUAUAGAGAGGGAAUGUUCUCUGUGAGCUCUGCACUGGCUUCACAAAGCAGUCAGACAAUUGUUCAUUGUCUCAUUGUUGUUUAUUUGCUGAAAUGUUAGAAUUUGUCUGUAUUAUCUUCUUUUUAGGCUUAUUUUACAGUGAUGCAGACGGCAACAGCACUGUGACAUUCUUCUCCUUAGCUCAUUUUAUGUGUAAUGUUUUUACAAAUAUGUACAGCAUACCUGCUGUGCUGGUCAGUUUGACCCCCUGAAAAUCCAGCUAUAUUUCCUUGCAUAUGAUCACUUGUGUAUCUAUAUGUAUUAAAGUAUACACAUAUUAAGUAAACAUAUUUGUAUAUUCUUAUACUGUAUAUUGUUACAAAAAGCUUCAGGCUUUUGUACAUGUCCAAGGAACAUGUGCAAACUUUUGACCAAUAAUGUAGAAGGUACAAACUUAUUUUAUUCAAGUUUCUGUUU
Molecule: messenger RNA, 1601 nt
Organism: Hemibagrus wyckioides
Lineage: Eukaryota; Metazoa; Chordata; Actinopteri; Siluriformes; Bagridae
Gene: ciao1
Product: cytosolic iron-sulfur assembly component 1
Exons: 7
Coding region: 150-1145 (331 amino acids)
Biological process (GO): iron-sulfur cluster assembly
Cellular component (GO): cytosolic [4Fe-4S] assembly targeting complex
Molecular function (GO): protein binding
Source: RefSeq, a predicted model, not a curated record